Nipponia nippon (crested ibis) is the source of this 818-nucleotide messenger RNA. The record is from RefSeq and is a predicted model, not a curated record. NCBI's taxonomy places the organism in Eukaryota, Metazoa, Chordata, Aves, Pelecaniformes, Threskiornithidae.
AUGAUCUUCAAUGCUGAUGAGGCGCACAACAUAGUUAAGGAGUGCAUAGAAAGUGUUUUAGGCAAGGCAGAUUAUAAUCACAACAAAGUCAACCAGUGGACCGCUGCUAUAGUAGAACAGUCGCUGACACAUCUGGUAAAACUUGGAAAAACAUACAAGUACAUCGUAACCUGCGCGGUGAUGCAGAGGAGUGGAGCUGGUCUUCACACAGCAAGCUCGUGCUUCUGGGAUACCACAACUGAUGGAACCUGCACAGUGAGAUGGGAAAACCGAACAAUGAACUGCAUUGUCAAUGUGUUUGCUGUUGCUAUUAUCCUGUAGCUGACUGGAAGAUAAAUAUAAGCAACACCGAAGCCUUUAAAAAAAAAAAAAUUCAUCCAAACACAUGGCUAAAUAUUUCAAACCAUUAUUUGUUUUUGUAUGAGGAGCAUACAGAAGUUCUCUGCAGAGUGCGUACAGUCUAAGCCAGUUCUCAUAGAUUAAUUAUCUGAAAGCUAGCAAAAAAAUUAAAAUAUAAAUAUGUAUCUAUCUAAAGAGAAAGUUCUAGUAAUUUAAAUAUUCAGAAGUAUGUUAAUGAGAAGAUGCCACAAAGAUCAAUACAAUUUAUAUCAAAGCUAAUAUCAAAGAUACUUUAUUCAAGAGGGACAAAACACAUCAAAUCAAAGGAAAGGGCAAGCAAGAUCUCUUGGGAUUAUGGUGCAUUUGGGAACAAAUUAUGAACACAAUGCAGAGUGGAUAUACUGUAAGCAAUACUGGUGCUUCAUGUUUGAUUAAACAAAGCUAACUGUCACAUUGAAUGCUGGUGCUUGUGAAAUUGC